Molecule: messenger RNA, 6079 nt
Organism: Glossina fuscipes
Lineage: Eukaryota; Metazoa; Arthropoda; Insecta; Diptera; Glossinidae
Gene: arr
Product: low-density lipoprotein receptor-related protein 6
Exons: 7
Coding region: 323-5440 (1705 amino acids)
Molecular function (GO): protein binding
Source: RefSeq, a predicted model, not a curated record
UUUUUUUAGUUUGCUUUUUCUCCUUUAUCUGGUCUUCAUGUGUUGUGCUGGUUAGACGUUGCCGUGCAAGAAAAAGUGUAUUUUGUUAAAAAUUAAUAAAAAUUGAAUGAAAAUGACUUUAAAAAUUGUAGUAAAUAAAUUGAAAUAAAAUUAUUAAUAAUAGAUACUAUAAAAUAAAAUCAAAGUAGUUACAAACAUAAGAAAUGCCGCAAAAUUCUAGAUAAAGAUAAAGAUAGUGAACGAAAAUUAAUUAAAGCUGCAAUAUUCCUAAAGUCUUUGCAUAAAAACAGAGUAAAGGUUUUCGAUGCCGAAAUAAAUCAGAAUGGCUUACGAGCCAGUAACUUCAAUAUUGCUUAACACAAAGAAACUUACAAAUUUAACGUCUAGAGAAAUAAACAAAGAUGAACAUCUAAAUACAUUUUUCUUGUUGUAUGUAUCGACGUUACUUGAAGAACGAUCAUGUAAAGCAAUAACAAUAACGUCGUCGACAACAUCAUCAACGUUUAAACGUUCGCCACUCAAUUGCAGUCGAGUAUUGUUGACAUAUUUGGUGUUAAUCAGUUGUUGUGUUGGCGUCGGUACGUCGUUAAGAAAUGUGCAUGCUGCCCUAACCUAUAGUACAUCGUCUUCUUCCUUCAUUAAUACGCCUGCCACGCUAUUAUUUACCACAUAUCAUGACAUACAGGUGGCGAACAUUACAAAACCAACCGGAGGCCCUCAAAUUGAGGUGCUCGUUAAAGAUCUCACCGAAACCAUGGCCAUUGAUUUCUAUUAUGCCAAAAAUUUGGUAUGCUGGACAGAUUGUGGUCGUGAAAUUAUAGAAUGCGUUAACGUCAAUACGACGGGGCCGAUUUUGAAGGCGCCCAAACAAACUGUGAUAUCAUCGGGCUUAGAUAAGCCCGAGGGUUUAGUGAUAGAUUGGUUUACGGACAAAAUCUAUUGGACUGAUGGCGAGAAAAAUCGCAUAGAAGUGGCUACGCUGAACGGUAAAUACAAGAAAGUUCUCUUUUGGACAGAUUUGGAUCAGCCUAGAGCCAUUGCUUUAGUGCCAUCCAAACGAUUUUUAAUUUGGACCGAUUGGGGUGAAUACCCAAAAAUAGAGCGUGCAAGUAUGGACGGUGAUCCUUCAACACGCAUAACUUUAGUCAAGGACGACGUUUUUUGGCCGAAUGGUCUAACUGUGGAUUUGAAAAAUGAAUUAAUUUAUUGGACUGAUGGUCAUUUGAGAUUUAUCGAUGUGAUGAAGUUAGAUGGUAGCAAUCGCCGCGCGGUAGUGAAAAAUCUUAAAUAUCCUUACAGUGUAACGUACUUUGAGAGUCGUCUAUAUUGGACGGAUUGGUCACAAGGCUCAUUAAAUGCUUUCGAUUUAAAAACGAGGGAAAUGAAAGAACUCAUAGAUACACCGGAGGCUCCAAACUCGGUAAGAACGUGGGAUCCUUCCUUGCAGCCUUAUGAAGACAAUCCCUGUGCUCACAACAAUGGCAAUUGUUCCCAUUUGUGCCUCCUAGCUACAAACAGCCAAGGAUACAGCUGUGCAUGUCCUACAGGAGUUAAACUGAUUUCGUCUAAUACUUGUGCAAACGGUUCCCAGGAGAUGUUAUUUAUUGUGCAAAAAGGAGAAAUUAGUAAGAUAUCAUUAGAUUCACCUGAUUUUACCAUAUUUCCACUACCAAUGGGAAGAGUUAGAUACGCCAUUGCCAUUGAUUAUGACCCCGUAGAGGAAUACAUCUAUUGGUCUGACGUGGAAGCGUUUGCAAUUAAAAAAGCACAUCCUGAUGGUACAGGCCUGACGGAUUUUGUUACCUCUGAAGUCAAACACGCCGAUGGCUUGGCCGUUGAUUGGUUAGCUCGAAAUUUAUACUGGACUGACACAGAUACAGAUCGUAUAGAAGUAAGUCGUCUCGAUGGCUCAGCCCGCAAGGUGUUGAUUUAUGAACAUCUAGAAGAACCUAGAGCUAUUGCUUUAGCUCCAACAUUAGGUUGGAUGUUUUGGAGCGACUGGAAUGAAAAAAAACCGAAAGUGGAGCGCGCAUCUUUAGACGGAUCGGAGCGUGUUGUGCUAGUAUCGGAAGAUCUUUUGUGGCCCAACGGUAUUGCUCUAGAUAUAGAAGCUAAAACUAUUUAUUGGUGUGAUGGGAAAACUGAUAAAAUUGAAGCUGCUAAUAUGGACGGAUCUGAUCGCAGAGUCGUAAUAAGUGAUAACCUAAAACACCUUUUCGGCUUAAGUCUGCUUGACGAUUAUCUCUAUUGGACCGAUUGGCAAAGACGCUCAAUAGAUCGCGCUCACAAGAUAACUGGCAGUAAUCGCACGGUGGUUGUCGACCAGUAUCCCGAUUUGAUGGGCUUGAAGGUAACACGUUUGCGAGAAGUGAAAGGCACCAACGCUUGUGCCAUACGUAAUGGUGGCUGUUCUCAUCUGUGUUUAAAUCGUCCUAGUGAUUACGUAUGUCGUUGCUCCAUCGAAUACGAGUUAGCUAACGAUAAGAAAACGUGUGUUAUACCUGAUGCCUAUCUUCUUUUUUCAAAGCAAGAGUAUAUUGGCCGCAUUUCAAUCGAAAACAAUGAAGGCAACCAUAACGAUGAAAAGAUACCAUUUAAAGAUGUGCGGUAUGCUCAUGCAUUAGACGUAGAUGUAACCGAUAAAAGACUUUAUUGGACCGAUCAAAAAUCGAAGUGUAUAUUUCGAGCCUUUCUUAAUGGUUCCUACGUGCAGCGUAUUGUAGACGCCGGUAUUAUUAGACCUGAAGGUAUAGCAGUAGACUGGCUCGGGCACAAUAUUUAUUGGACUGAUUCUGAAGCGCGUCGAAUAGAAGUUGCCAGAUUUGAUGGGAGCAGUCGUAGAGUCUUAAUAUGGAAGGGCGUUGAAGAGCCCCGCUCUUUAGUUCUAGAGCCGCGAAAGGGUUAUAUGUACUGGACAGAGUCCCCGUCCGACUCUAUAAGACGAGCCGCAAUGGAUGGUUCUGAAUUACAAACAAUCAUCUCUCAAGCUAAUCAUGCCACUGGUUUGACCUUGGAUCCCGAAACCAGACGAUUAUAUUGGGCUACACAAUCCCGUCCUACUAAGAUCGAAUCAGCUGAUUGGGACGGUAAGAAACGUCAGGUUUUAGUGAGCACCGAUGUUGAUGAACCCUACGCAGUGUCGUUGUAUCAAGACUACGUUUACUGGAGUGACUGGAAUACCGGAGACAUUGAAAGAGUGCAUAAACUAAGUGGGCAGAACAGAAGCCUGGUGCAUAGUGGAAUGACUUAUAUUAGCUCGUUGUUAGUCUAUUAUAAUCAAAGGCAAGCAGGUUCGAAUCCUUGUAAAGUGAACAACGGGGGAUGCUCCCACCUGUGUCUGGCUCUGCCAAAUAGAAGAGGAAUGAUUUGUGCUUGUCCCACUCACUUUAUAUUAGCUAAAGAUAACGUAUCAUGUAUACCGCCGAAGAAUUACAUUAUAUUCAGUCAACGGAACAGUUUUGGACGUCUGCUGCCCAACACCACUGACUGUCCCAAUGUCCCACUACCGGUAAUGGGAAAAAAUAUAAGAGCGGUGGAAUAUGAUCCCAUAACACAUUUUGUUUAUUGGGUGGAAGGUCGAAGCCAUAGCAUUAAACGGUCCUUGAUAAAUGGCACCAGGCCUUUAGUUCUCGUUGGUUCUGGCUCACAACCUUUUGACAUAGCUAUAGAUGUUAUAGGACGUCUGUUGUUUUGGACCUGCUCUCAUUCGAACAGCAUUAACAUUACAAGUUUUAACGGUGAUUCCGUCGGCGUUAUUGACAGUGGAGAUUCCGAAAAACCGCGCAAUAUAGCCGUUCACUCGAUGAAGCGUUUACUUUUUUGGACUGAUGUUGGUAGCCAGCAAGCAAUUGUGCGAGCUCGUGUCGAUGGAGCCGAACGUGUUGUAUUGGCUUUCAAGUUAGAAGGUGUCACCGCCUUGGCUGUGGACCAACAAAGUGAUAUGAUUUAUUACGCUCAUGGCAAGCGGAUCGAUUCUAUGGAUAUAAAUGGCAAAAACAAAAAAAUCUUGGUAUCUUCGCAUAUCUCGCAAGUCAUGUCUAUAGCCGCCUUGCAAGGUUUUGUUUAUUGGUUGGACGAUAAGACAGGCGUAGAACGCAUUACAAUGAUAGGCGAAAGUCGUAAACCAGAAAUGCAGCGCAUGCCACAAAUAACCGAUAUUGUAGCUGUUUGGACGCCCGAAUCAAAACUUUUUCGUAACCACACCUGCUUACACAGUCGGACAAAAUGCUCGCACAUUUGCAUAGCUACAGCCGAAGGUAGAACUCGAGAAAUAUGUUCCUGUCCCAAAAAUUUGAUGCUUCUCGAAGAUGAACUAAAUUGUGGAGCUUUGCCGGCUUGUGGACCGGAUCACUUCACAUGUGCGGCGCCGAUGAGCGGAAACGGUGCAAAUAAUGAUAUGAAUAAAGAUUGUAUACCUGCUUCGUGGCGUUGCGAUGGACAAAAUGAUUGCCCAGAUAAAUCCGAUGAGGUUGGUUGUCCUUCAUGUCGACCCGAUCAAUUUAGUUGCCAGUCGGGUGAAUGCAUUGAUAAAACAUUAGUCUGUGACGGUACUACUAAUUGCGCCAACGGUCACGAUGAGGCAGAUUGCUGCAAACGACCAGGGGAAUUUCAGUGUCCCAUUAAUAAGCUUUGCAUAUCGGCGGCUCUGCUAUGCGAUGGUUGGGAUCACUGUGCCGAUGGUGCCGACGAGUCAGCUGAAAUUUGUUCGCAAGCCAUUACAAGACGUAUGGCUCCGUCCUCUGAUAAAAAAGCUUUUAUGAUUUUGAUUGUAGCCACUAUGAUUACUAUAUUUUCUAUUGUGUAUUUGUUGCAAUUCUGUCGCACACGUAUUGGCAAAAAUCGUAACGAACCAAAAGAUGACCAAGCCUCGGAUCCCUUAUCUCCUUCAACGCUCAGCAAGUCUCAAAGGGUGUCAAAAAUAGCUUCGGUAGCAGAUGCAGUACGAAUGUCUACCUUGAACUCGCGGGCAAGUAUGAGUUCUUAUGAUCGAAAUCAUAUAACCGGAGCUUCUAGUUCUACUACUAAUGGUUCAAGCAUGGUAGCGUAUCCUAUCAAUCCACCGCCAUCGCCGGCAACUCGCUCCAGACGACCGUACCGUCAUUACAAAAUCAUAAAUCAACCGCCACCACCUACGCCCUGUUCGACAGACAUAUGCGACGAAUCCGACUCAAAUUAUACUAGCAAAUCUAAUAGUAAUAAUAGUAACGGAGCUACCAAAUUGUCAUCGUCAUCGGCGAACGCUAACUCUUGUUUACAGUACGCUUACGAUAGCGAGCCCUACCCUCCACCGCCUACACCCCGAUCACAUUAUCACAGUGACGUUCGAAUACUGCCGGAAUCGUCGUGCCCGCCAUCGCCUAGUUCUCGGUCUUCAACGUAUUUUUCACCCCUUCCACCGCCACCAUCACCCGUGCAAUCACCUAGUCGUGGUUUUACGUAACAUUACGAGAUUUUUAUGUAAAUUUUUUUCUGCUAAAACGGGAGGAAUCGAAAAUCAUAUCUACGCCAUAAAACGAGAGACGUUACAUUUAUUUUUUUAAAGUUAGAUAAUAAAUUCAAAAAAAGAUAUCGCAAACGAAAGGAAAAAGUUAUGCUUCCAAAAUUUUCUUAAGAUAUAUAAUGUAACUACCUAAUCUUUUUAUGUAUAUAAUCUAUCCGAAAAAUUUUUUCUUUCAUUUACAUGAUAGAAGCAAUCACUAUGAAAGCUUUUUAUAAGGGAAGACCCAAAGAAGGCACUAUUUACAGAUAAGGCUAUUGACAAUUUUGAAUCUUUCAUUUACUAUAAUUUUGAACACAUAAUCAUGUACUUUACAUAUCAAGACAUACCAUUAAUACAUUUGGUGUAAUCUCUUCUAAGUUUUUCUAAAUACGUAUACCUCGACAAUUUCAACAAAACCGUUUGAGCUAGUGGGUCCUUCCGUGAAUUAAACAAGCCUUUAUUUCCUAAUUGAAUUGCAAGGAAUUUACAAAAAAAAAAAAAAAAAAACAAAUACUAUAAUUCUUUAACAAUUUGGCAUCAAUUAAUUUUAUAUCGGAUUGAAAUAAGUUCCUAAAAAGUAUAUUCAAUUUUACACGAUUG